Spirometra erinaceieuropaei is the source of this 12935-nucleotide messenger RNA. The record is from the annotation of a GenBank genome assembly. Lineage: Eukaryota; Metazoa; Platyhelminthes; Cestoda; Diphyllobothriidea; Diphyllobothriidae.
AUGAUUAAUCCAAAAAUCCUUUACAGCUUCAUAAGACAGAGCACACGGAACAAAGAUCCUGUCCCACUGCUGCGAACGGCUGAGGGUGUGGAAAUCUCCGAUGACAAGGAUAAGGCUGAACAUCUCUCUCAGUUCUUCCGGUCAGUCGUGACAAUUGAACCUGCUUUUUCCUCACCCGCUUAUGAAGACGAUGAAACGCCUACCCUCGAAGCCGUCUUCUUCACCGAAACAGUUGUUCGGAAUAAGUUACUAAACCUAAAAGAAUCGACCUCCCCAGGCCCUGAUACAAUCCCGGCCAAGCUGCUGAGGGAAAUAGCUCCCGAAAUGUCCAAACCGUUAGCCUUGGUCUUUCAAACGUCAUUUGUUACUGGAUGCCUGCCCUCUGACUGGAAGUCCGCUACCAUCACUCCGCUUUUUAAGGGUGGAAGUCGUGCGUCUGCGAAUAAAUACAGGCCAGUGAGUCUUACCUCCAUCUGUUGCAAAAUCAUGGAGAAAAUCAUUAAGAAGGCCUUGGUGCAGUUCCUCGAGCAGCACCAUCUCCUUUCUGAUGCCCAACACGGCUUUCGAAGUGGUAGGUCCUGCCUCACGAAUCUGCUCUUUACGCUCGAACGAUGGACUAAAGCACGUGAUGAAGGCAAGGUGGUGCACGCCAUCUACAUCGACUUCAAAAAGGCUUUCGACAGCGUUCCUCAUCAACGUCUCUUGUACAAACUGCGCAACGCUGGAAUUCGUGGACGCCUUCUUGUAUGGAUCCAGAGCUUUUUGGCUGGACGGUCCCAGAGAGUGCGGGUCGGGCGUCAACAGUCCUCAGAGGUAAGCGUGGUGAGUGGCGUCCCACAGGGCUCAGCCUUAGGUCCCACGUUAUUUCUCGUUUUCAUAAAUGACUGCGUCAAGUACCUAGACUGUGAUGCUAUCCUGUUUGCCGACGACAUAAAAUUGUGGAAAAUUAUUCACGAUGCGGCAGACGCAGACCACCUGCAAGCAAACUUGAACAGGCUCGAAGACUGGUCGAAGCGCUGGCUUAUGCCCUUCAAUAUAAGCAAGUGUAACUUUCUUCAACUCGGCGGCUUCAGAGCCCCCAGCCCAGGACCUACUUUCUACACGGCACACCACUGCAACAGAUUGACAGUCAGAAGGACCUGGGUGUAUGGAUUACAUCUUCACUCAAACCAACACUGCACUGCGCGAAGGCGGCUUAAUCGGCUACGGCCACAUUGCAACUCAUUAGGCGAGCAUUUAUGGGAUUUGACCCUGACUGCUUUUCCAAAAUAUUUGGCACCUUCGGGCGACCUCAUCUAGAAUACGCCAUACAGGCGUGGAGACCCUGGACUGCCAAGGAUUAUACCGUCUUGGAGAAGGUCCAGAGACGGGCGACCAAAAUGACACAAGGUCUAGGAGCACUGCCCUAUGAAACCAGACUGUCAAUCCUCAACCUGUUUCCCCUUUCCUACAGGCAAUUACGUGGUGACCUUAUACUAACAUUUCGCAUCAUCAACGGCCUAGACUGUUGGUUAGAUCCCACUGAUUAUUUCACCCAAGCUAACACGCCCACUUUGCGCGGUCAUCCCCUAAAACUACGCGCGGGGAAAUCAAGAAUCAAUGGACGGAAGUUCUUUUUCAGUAACAGAGUGGUUGCAGCGUGGAAUGCCCUGCCUACUGAUGUUGUAGCCUCCCCCUGUGUGUAUUCCUUCAAGUGUAGACUUGACAUUCAUCAAGCUUCCCAAUUACCACCCCCACAUCCACUCACAUAACCCGGUACCAUCUUAUACUUGUUUAUACUACUUGUGAUUAGUAAGUAACCACUAAUGAUUACUCUUUUUCGACUAGCUGCCAGCUGUCCGCGAGUAUGUACAAAAUCCCUUUUUCACCUUCCCAUUUAUCAAUGUUUUUCUCCGACGACUGGUAACCAAGAGGGAGUUCAAAGGCACUUGCCUAUAUUUCCCUUAAUAAACUGACACUGAUACUAAAUUGCUGAGAAAAAUUUCGUUAUCUGAGUGCUUGUAGGACGGUUUGACCGUCGAACCGUUUUGUAUAUCUUAUCUGAGUGCUCUGUGUGAUUACCUUUUUGCCUCGACCUAAACUUUCUUGGCGUUGGAAAUCGCCGUUCUCGCCUAUGGUAGAUUGGGGUUACUAGCGCUGUUAUGCGGAAAUUCCGGAGCACUUGGUUGAUUUCGGGACAUAUGAGCGAGGUAACCGAGGUGUCCUUUAAGUCAGUUAAAAGUCAGUUACUUAAGUGAAUGAGACUUCUGCCACAGAGAUCCCUAUUUACAUCGAUAAACAAAGAUGGAGUAAAUUGCUAUACAAGUAGAUAUGGAAAUUUAAAAGUUAACGGUAUGUGUGAGCCAGGCGCAAACUGCCACCACUAAAACAUUCGUGAUUAUAUUUACAGUACUUUCUCAGCAAAUGAGCGUCUAGUCUGCAUUUAAAGGAUUCAACUGCUUCGGAAAGAACCACGGAGUCAGGAAGUCCGUUCCAUGCUCCAAUGAUCGUCUGUGAGGAGGCAUUCCGUCGGACGUUUGUAUGGGUUAGCUUUUUCUGCAGUUCAAAGGGAUAACCGCUUGGAUGGCCCCUCCCGGUCAAUUUGAGGAAGUCCUCAAAUUCUAAAGCACACUGACGGUCUGCGAAAAUCAGGAAAGUUUGUAUGAGAUCAAAGCGCAGUUGCCUAUAAUCAAGAGAAAAUAGAUUUAGUCCAGCCAGUCUGCUUUUUAAGACAGAUGAUCAAGAUUUUUGAGCAUUGUUGUAGCCUCCGCCUCUACUCAUUCGUUGUUUAUAAUUCUUGAACUUCAGUCGACAGGCCUGGACUGCAUACUCUAAGUGAGACAGAAUGAAAGCCCGUAGGUUUUUCUAAACAGUUCACUAUCGGUCUGCACAUAUCCUCUUCUCAGCGCAAAUUGUGUCCGUAUCGUGCAUCCGACUGCCCUUUGACAUUGUGAAAAUGGUUUACGAGAGGAGGUCAUUGGAACGCCAAGGUCCUUCUGUUCCUCAACAUUUGAAAGGGAUGUCCAUCAAGGAAGUAUAAAUAGGAAUCGUCCUCCUUACUGAUUCUUCUGGUACGGAGUCUCAGGACCACAUUUCUGCCCACAUUUAAAAUGAGGAGCCAAGGAUGUGAGCAAUUGCUCAGCUGGCUGAGACUCUCUUAAAGCGCGUACUUGUCUGCGUCAGAUCUGAUGGUUCUCCAUUGCUUAACACCGUCGACAAUCAUGAUGGGUUUGAAUCUCAGGUCGUCGACCAGUUGUCAGUGUAAACUAAGAGUAGUACAGGCUGAGCCUUGGGGAAAGCCUCCUGGAACGGUUGUAGGAGUUGAUUUCGAGGCAUCACCACUCACGGUUUGUGAUCUUCCUGAGAAAAAAUCUGCGAUCCCUGUUAGCAACUCUCCUCUUAUUCCAAUUUCAGACAGUUUGUAGAUUAGGCGUUUGAGUGGAGCACUGACGAACGCCCUGCCGAAGCCCGUGUAGAUGACAUCGACCUAACCAUCCACGUCAAGUGCGCGAGUCCAAUGCCCAGUCGAGAGCAAUAAACCCGAAAGGCACGGGUGGUUUCGUCUGAAGUCAUGCUACAAUCCUGAUAAUGGGUGGUUCUGCUCCAGAAACUUCAUCGUUUCUUUCUUUACCAUGGCUUCCAUUAUUUUACAGCAGAUUCAGUUGAGACUGGCGGGCAGGCAAUUGUUAGCACCAGUGCGCAUCCCCACCAUCGUAUAUCGGAAAGGACUUUUCUGCCUUCCAUUCGGAUGGCAGCCUCCUUAAUUCGAAUGACGAACGGAAGAUGUGUGCAUGGUGGUUUGUAGAGCUCGUUUGCCAAUGCUUUCAAAAGUUUGGCCGGUAGAUUGCCCAAACCCGACGACUUUGCUUCUUUGAGAUUUAAAAGAUUUCUUUCCACGACAGAUGCCGUGAAGAGUAUAUAUUCAAGCAAGGGACCAACAGUCUCAACAGAAUUUCUGACACUAUGACUCUGAAACUCCGUUUCCCUGGUGAAAAACCGAGCAAAGUACCAUACAGUGUGUUCGGCUCUCUCGUCGUUUUUAACGCUUUCUACACUAUCUUCUCCCUUUAGUACUGCGAUCGGGUCCUUUGUCCAAUCUAUUGUUAAUAUUAGUGAAAUAGUGAUAUGAUAGGGUCCCCACGGGUCUUGACUAAAAAUUAUUACUAUUAUAAUUAUUAGUAUUAAUAUAGUGAAAUCAAAUCUUGGGCUUCUCUUCAGCCUGUCGGAUAAUUCCGGAUUCACAGUUCUUUCCUGCCUGACGGAUGCGUUUUCUGACCGCAUUUCGUUGAUGACGAAAUUCCUCGAGGUGCACUGGUGGCCCAGUUUCUCUGAAUAUCUUCCAAAUUUUUCUUUUCGUCCCUAAUAGUCUAUUCAGUUUAUUUCAGUUUAUUUGGUAAGGAUAAUAGGCAAAGCCUUUGAAAACCCUAUUGAUUACAUGUCAGCUCGUUAGAAAUAACUGUACAUAAACUAAAUAACGAACACGCCCAUAAUGGUGGGACAAAAUGAGAAGGACUUACAGGGGGUGAGCGCGACUUCCCAUAGCUCUUGGUCAUUUCGGAACAUAAAUAUGUCCAGAUUCUUCUUAAAACUUUGUUUAGAUGGGGACAUCACAACAUCUGCGUGCAGCUCAUUCCAUGGUUUGACCACCCGAACCGAGAAGGUGAACUUCCGCACAUCCAGCCGUGCCUGCUGAGUGCGCAGUUUUAACGGGUGACCUCGGAGGUUGGUCGUGGUAGCAAAUUCAAAAAACGUCCUCGAAGGCCAGACUGUAAUCAAACCCCUUUACAAUGCGGAAGGCUUGCAAGAGAUCCCCGCGAAGUUGCCUGUAACUCAAAGGAAAGAGAUUCAGAUUUACUAGGCGGGUUGCAUAAGGAAAGGAGCUUUGACCCCUAACCAUCUUCGUGGCUCUCCUCUGGACUCUUUCGAGGCAGUUUUGAUCCUCAACAGCCCACGGCCUCCAAGCUUGUAUGCUGUACUCUAAAUGCGGCCGGACGAAUGUUCCAAAUGUCUUAGAGAAAGCUUCUUCGUAAAAGUUCAUAAACGCACGCUUCAUGGCGUACAGUACUGACAUUGCGCUUUUUGCAACCUUCGAACAGUGGGCGGAUGGUUUUAGGGAACUCGUCGUAAGCACACCGAGGUCCCUUCGGGCUUCGACCUCUUGUAGGGCUGCACCGCCCAGAAAGUAGCCUCUUGUGCUGGCGGAUCUGGCUGUGUUGCCUAGACGAAGUAUGCUACAUUUGGCAACGUUGAACCGCAGGAGCCAACGGUUUAACCACUCCUCCAACCGAUUCAGGUUCAUCUGCAGUCUGUCUUCAUCGGCAGGACCCUGAAUUACACUCCAUAUCUUCAUGUCGUCCGCAAACAUUGCUACUUCACAGUCUAAAUUUCUUGCGGCAUCGUCCACGUAGAUAAGGAACAAAAUGGGUCCCAGAACUGAACCCUGGGGGACACCACUAUCGACCAUACCCGGAUCUGAUUUUCCCCGACCGACGCACACAACCUGGUGUCGACCCACAAGGAAGAUUUCGAUCCAUUUAAGGAAAUUGCCACCGAUCCCUAUUUUUUCAGCUUAUGUAAGAGUCUUUGGUGUGGCACAAAGUCGAACGCCUUCUGGAAGUCGAUGAAGGCUAUGCGGACCGCGUGCCUGUCGUCGAGAGCUCGGGUCCAGCUCUGGAGAGAUUGCAGCAAGUUUGUCGUGCAGGAUCUUCCUUUUCGGAACCCAUGUUGGCGUUUCGAUAGCAGGCCGUGACCUUCCAGGAAUUGCAUCAGUUCAGUCUUUAUGAUCCUUUCCAUCACUUUGCAGAGAAUGCAUGUCAAGCUUAUGGACCGGUAAUUUGUCGUCGCUGCCCUGUUGCCUCCUUUGUGUAGCGGAGUAAUAUGCGUCAGCUUCCAAUCGACAGGAAGUGUUCCAGUGUCAAAUGACGUUUGAAAGAGCAUCGACAAAGGCACAGAGAGCUCACGGGCAAGUUCCUUGAGAAGCUUGGAUGGAAUCUCGUCUGGUCCUGGCGACUUCGAUUCGUUCAAUGCCUCUAAUUCUCUUCGGACAAUGCGUUCUGAGAAGAGUAUAUCACUGACGCUUGGAGUCGGCAGUUCUUCUGUGGAGGGAGGAAGGAAACUUGCCUCGUUUGUAUAGACUGAUUGGAAAAACCGUGAAAAAUACGCAGCUUUAUCCCUACUAUCAGCUAUCUCAACGCCAUCAGUAGUCUUUAUCAAGGGGAUUUGAUGCCUGUUCCUUGUAGUUCGUCGGAGGUAGCUGUAGAGCAAUUUUGGGUUCUGCGUUGCUUUUUGUAGCAAGUUCUUCUCGAAUUCCCGCCGCGUCUGAAUUAUCAGCUUCCUCAGUUAGUUCCUCUGUGCCUUGUAGGUGUUGAGGCAUUCAGCUUGUCUAGUGACACAGUAUUUUCUCCACAAUUUGUGCUUCCUGUUGAUUUCUUUCUUGAGGUUGCUAUUUAGCCACCCAGGGCGUUUGUUCAGUCAUACACUAGUCAGUGGGCAGUGGUUGUUGAUGAGCUGCAGAAGGACAUUCUUGAACAGCUACCAGUCAUCGCUGACACUUCCCGUAAGCAUUGAGCCCCAGUCAAGACCGGAUAAGUCUGCCCUCAUCUGAUUGAAGUCGCCCCUCCAAACAUUACGUCUUUUGUGGUCUGGAGAAUGUGAAAUGGAGAAUAACGAAUAAUCCCACAUAAGCACUACGUGGUCACUUCGGCCAAGGGGCGGCAUGGAGGUGAUCUCGUCUAUGCUGUCUGGUGUUUUCGUAAAGACCAGAUCCAGGCAGUUUGCCCUUUGUCCUUCACGUGUUCUCGUUGGGAACAUGACAUGUUGUGUGAAGCACGCAUUUAAUGAUUUGCUCAACAGGCGGUAAUCGAAUGCCGAUUUUGGACCUGACGCUUGGAGGGUAUUCCAGUUUGUUCCUGGUGCGUUGAAGUCGCCCAUGAUCAUGAUGUUAGGUCGACUGGAAAAUUUCUCCAAUUGCUCCAGUAGUUGAGUGUCGGCGAUUCGGUCUGUCCUAGGUGGUCGGUAGACAGUGAGGACAUCGAGACACGGGGAACCGGUAGCCUUGAUGGUCAACCAGAUAGCUUCCGACAGUGCCAGACCUUCAUUCACAUACACAACGAUACAACCACCCUGACGCUGUUCCCUGUCCCUCCGAUAAAUUUGGUAUCCAGGCAAGGCUACUUCGUUAUCGCUAAUAUUCCCGGACAGCCAGGUCUCAUUUACUGCUAAAAUAUCUGGAGAGAGCUCGGCAAGGCAAAGUUUUAGUUCGUCUAGUUUCGAUACGAGGCUUUGGACAUUCGUGUACAAGCACCUCAGUUUUGCACCAGCCGAAUUUCCCGUGGCAUUUGUUACUGCUGUGAGCAUUACUCCGUUAUCGCGGACGUCGUGUUUCUAGGCUCUUCCGUUACCUGAUUGGUUCCAUUUACAUGCCUUGUCUCAGUCAGAUCACUGGACGCUACGGGCUCACUUGUGUUGGCGCCUUGAUCAGGUGGUUCGACGAUGGUGUCUGUUUUAGCUGAGUAGAUGUCGUCGUUCGUAGUAUUACAGGCUGGUUACAAUGAAACGGCAUAUAUUUCCGAACUACCUUCCCCUUGAAGAUAGUCAGAUUGUGUUCGCCACCCUUCAGUCUUGAUUUUAACUUCAAGACAAGUUCCCGGCGUUGAAACCGUUCCGCUGGUGAAUAGUCCGGUUGAAAAAAUCUGUUUGUGUGUGUUUCUGAGAUCGGUUUUUUUAGAGCGGAUAGAUUUGAUUUGCUCUUUGUUCUCCAGCAUAAUUUUGAGAGGGCGAGGUGGUUGUGCUGCUGUCCUGUCUUCACUCAUUUUUCCUAUCCGGAAUGCUUUGAGAACCUUUAUUUCCAUGUCUGCCGGGAGUAACUGAUUUAGCAGACCAUGAAAAGAAGCAAGGUCCUCUGAGACACAGUCUUCGGGUCUGACUAGCAUUCGAUUCUGACAAACCAUGAAUAACCAGACACUGCUGGCGAGCAUGGUCCUCCUUACUCUGUCUUUCCGGUAAAUGCGCUGCAUGUGGGCGAUGACGAUUUGCGGAGUCAUCGCUUGGACGCACACUUUUGCUGUCUACCGACUGUCCCGAGCAACCCAUCAGGGCUGGCUGUGACUUCAGAAUCCUGUCAUGGCGUCUCCCUCUCCCCUCUACCCACGGGUUUAUGUCUUCGCAUUCAGAUACGUGCUCUGUAGUGCGCUCGGGGUGGUUGCUAGAACAAGAGGGCAACAGUAGACUGGAUGACCCAGGUAUAUCGUCUCCAGGCAGAACAGAAAUCCCAUCACUUACAGCAAGAGGCUUAGGUGAGAUGGCUUCCGCGACAGGUAAUUUUUUGCGAAAUCGCUUAAGACAUCUUGCAUGGGAAUCGAGUCUGCCUUUAUCGGCGGCUUCGUUUUCAUUGUCUUGCUGUUACCGGCGUCUGCGGUUUUGGCUGUUGAGCUGCAACUCGUGCUUGAAGAUUCCCCCGUGGAGAUAUUUUUUCGCGUUUUUUGCGUUUUGCUCCUCGUUUUUGGGAUCCUAAAACUGGACACGUUCUGGCCGACAAGGGUCUGUUUCACGAGUGUCCUUAAAUCAGCAAGCUCCUUUUCGAGUUGUUCUACUUUGAUUUGGAUAUCUGCGCACCCACCACAAGGCUCGUCUUCGUACCUCACACUUUUUACGGUGCUUACGCUGUUUGCACGCUUUGCUGGUCGUUGACUGGAGGCAAAGGUAGAGCGAGCACAGGUUCUGGAUGCGAAGGACAACUCACCAGACUUAUCUUCCAAAGAGGUGCCGUCGCUGGCCGUACUAUUACAGUUAGCUUGCUGAGAAUCCAUAAACUUCGACGUUAUAUAAUAGGUAUAAUUUUGCUUUCGAUGUUGUAACGAAUACGUCGGCUUAAAGUGAGUAUUAAAAACUCAAUAAGCGAAAAAAUACUUAAAAUCCGAUAAAUUUUGUCGAAUUUAAUCAGAAGCGACUUAGCCCUUUCCAGAUCUCGUGGGACUUGAAUAACUGCAGACCUUGAAGGACUUUGAGCGAUUGGUUUUCUAGGCUGCAUAUCCGUGAUUCGGUUGCGUAGCAAGUUGCGUUGUCAGUUGGACCGUGCUGAUAAACAAAUCGUACUUAAUCCAGGUUCCUGGCGAAUUUCGAUGCUUGAAAAAAUAUUCCAAAAAUGCACAAAGCAAUUCCGUACGUAUGGUUCCAGUAUCAAUGUCAGAGGCGGUAACUGUGGAAUGGUAACCAAGUCGAAAUUGUCCCAGUUGGAGCGCAGAAAAUUCCGUCGUGCUCAGUUGGACUCAUUUCGAAACCAAACUGAUAGCCAUUUUUGUUCAUCUUGACUGCAUACACUCACUGGCGCCAGUAUCAAAAGGUCGCUUAGCAGGAGGUCGCCAGUUAUCUUUACAACAUCAUUUUCCAUUCAAAGUUAGAUCUCUGAAGCAUGACACAGACGCUGAAUACGGUUUACUACCAGGAUCUUGGUUUUGGGCCUCAAACUGUUAUUUUGUAGCAGCCAAAGGCGUUCGUGGUAGCAAUGUCAAGGUAACAUGAAGCACUAGAUUAAACAAUUGGCAAGUGCUGGUAUGAAAAGAGUUGUUGAAAGAGUCAUAUAUCUCAUCAAAACUGGGAGUAGAAAAUGUCAAGCAGUACGACAAGUAUAUCCUGUUAAUCAUCCUCAAAAGAAGACAAAGAUGAAAAGGGACGAUUGUCUGUGCCACACUGUAUUGGUGGUGACGUUUCGGAAACUUUCUCAGCUCCGUCAUCAAAUUGGUGAGGUGUCUGUCCCCGCUAGCCUGGAGUUGUUCUGUCUCGCCGCAUGUCUUUUGUUACAGGCAUGCCUGACGCACGAACUCUGACCUGCAUUCUUGCUGGGGAUUAGCCUUGGUCUCUUCGUGGGUGACCGCUGGCGCGCUCGUGUGACUUUUGCCCCCUGCCCGGCUGUCGUAGUCGCUGAAAGGUCUGUGUGCCCGUGAGACCUCCCCUCAUAACCGGAUGGGCCGAUCAGAUGCCGUUUCAUAAACAAAUUACGUUCGGUUGUUUGGGCGCGUUGGUGGGUCGAUGUCCCGCGUUGGUCGUGUGACCUCCGGCUGGCUCUUUCGUCCUUCUGUGAAGGUGACAACGGUUGGAGGAGCCGCGUCUCCCUCUCCCGUUUUGUCGGCCCUAUCCGGAAUGACAGGAACCCUGUUCGUAGCGCCUGGUAGGUCGGAUGAAGAUCAAUAGUUCUGUUGAUUGUGCCAACUGAAAACCAACUUUCGAGCACCAGUCUGGCCAUAUUGUCAUUGGUUAGAACGAGGACGCUUGCUUCUCCAAAGGCUAAACUGUGUUUUCCUGUUGCAUGUGGCCAUAUACCAGUGACAGUCUACCCCCGCGGUUGACUGCCAGCUCGUGCUCAUGCAGUCUUGUGUAGAGGCGUUUUCCCGUUUCUCCAAAAUACCUUACACUGAAAUUUUGGCACCGUAUGCUGUAGAUCACUGCUGAUUGUUCCAUUGCCGGUAGCGGGUCUUCGGGUCUCAUUACCUGCUGCCUGAUAGUGGAUUCCGGUCUAUGGCCACCUCAAUUCCAAAAGAGUUCAGGAUUCAUACUGUCACCUCGGAAAAAUUCCUCAGGUAGGGGAUCGUAAGCCAAAAGGUCGAAUUCUCACCUUUAGAUCGCUUACGAGUAGGCUUUCGUCGGCACUCACUUAGGAAAGAUCGUAGGUAACUACUGGCUGUGACUGAAGAAUUUAGAUAAUUUGCUUCCGCCUUUCUCCCGUCGUCGUCACUACGGUGUGUUUGAACUCGUAGGAAGAGAGUUCUGACAAAACUGCACUUGUGAUCAAUAAGGUAGUUGCUUCGGAAUUAGAGGAUGCGUCUAGUAUUUAUCGCCUUACGAUAUGCUGUAGUUCUUAUCCUCCCACUAGCCGUCCUUGAAAUAUUUACGUCGAAGAGGGGCAGCUGGUUGUUGUUUUCGUCCAUUGUAAAGUGGAUGUCUGGGAAUGCUGAGUAUAAUAUGACUUUAAAGUGCUGAACGUCAUUCCUCCCGGUUACGACAAAUGUGUUGUCGACAUAUCUUGUUCGGAACCUUGGGGAGUACGAACAGUGAGCCAUUCGUUCGAGUCGCUGCAGAACGGCCUUGACAAUCAACCCGCAGAGGGGGGAGCCCAUCGGUGUUCCCUUGUUCUGCUCGUAAACUCCGUCGUCAAAAUUGAAGAAAGUUCUGAAGCACAAUUACAGGAGUUCGACGAUGUGCGACCGUUUAAGUUGUUGAUUAACUUCAUCAUACAUAUUCAAAGAAGUUCCUCAUUUGUGCUGAUGGCGAGACGUGAAUAAGGAAACCACGUCAAACGAUACCCUUAUCUCGUCUGGUUCUAUUUCGAGACUUUCGAUACUUCUCAGGAGCUCUUCAACCGACUUUACCGUCCACUCGGAGCCCAAGAUGAGGAAAUGAAACCGUUGGUAAGUCAAUUUCCUGAGUCAAAAGGUCGGGGUAGUGCGUAGGGAGACUAUGAACCGUGGGGGAACUCCUGGUUUAUGCACAUUUGGCGGACCGUAGUAAAGUAGAACAAUAAGGGACAUUAUAUUUAGGCGAAGUGGUGUACUUUAAUAUUUAUCUGCCUUGCAUAGUAAAACGACCUUUUUCCGCCUUCAUCGCUCAAUCUCGACAUGUUGAUAUCGGGGAUAUAUUGACAAAGUGGCCAAAGUUGAUAUCCAGACAAUAUACUUAUCUAGACUUGUCGAUAUCGACGCAAUAUCUGGUCGAUAUCGAUAUGCUAUAAUUGAUGGCGACCGCCAUCUAUUAUAGCCGUAGGAAGUUGCAACUGAAAACAGUUUUAUAAUGGUAUCGAGGUGUCAGGCUAUGGCAAGGACCCAUGCAUGGUUUGGGACACGUCGUCCGGAUAGAGUGUGACUGAUUUGCAAUGGACCUAAGAAUGUAGUGUCGCAUAGGUACGGAUGAAGCAGGUAGAAUUAGUCACUGUGACCUCUCGUCCAAGUAUUAAUGAAGUCCUGUCAUUAGUGUAAGCUGAGAGCAACGAGAACCAUCACUAUGUGACUUCCACUCACAAUAAUUUAAUCCACGUUCAAGUCCUAUUUAUCGGGAUAGCUUCUAUUACAGAGACGGACUUCCAGCAAAUGAGAGGGUCCGUCUACCGUAAUCUACGGAGACCAUCAGAAAUCUGGAAAAGCAACAGUAACCUGUACAUUAGUCACUUUGUAUUGAGGCAGACUUGAGUAAAAUCUGCUUAACGUCCCCUUCCCACCUCUACCACGUCCAGGCGCUAAAACGAUGUCAAGUCCAAAGAGGGGCGUGGGUGUAGUGGUAGAGGUGACAGGAGACCAACGGCCAUAAAUUUUAGACUCUGGCUCCAGAUGAGCCAGUUUCAUUUCUUGAGUUUACACUAAGUUACCACAAAGAGGGGGCUGUUGUUGCCCGGUCACCAGUCUGAAGGACCGAAUUAUUUUCUCAGCAACCUUUCGUAUCCCGAAAUUCAUUCUCUCGCGAUUAUGGUGAAGAAACAUGGCAUAAAAUCGGUGUGAAUAAGUCAUAUGUUUGACUCCGUUCUUCUCACCAUAACAGUGCCCAAAUUCUUGUCUGAGAAUCGAGUCGACAGAUGGUACUGGACGUAGUGACUGAUUUGACGGAAUUCCCGUCUGACGCGUGCCAAACGUCUGCAUGGUCCCCGUCUAGGUAAAGGGCAACAACAUGGGGCGGUUCCGGAACCGAAACUUUGGCUUAAAUAGAAUACAAACAAACCGCCUAGGCAUUUAAAUGGAUACUUGCAUAGUUAGCGGCAGUAGACUCGGCAAAAUUGAAACGGAAGUUCACCGCCUCGAUCUAAGCAAAGGCCCUUAAAUUGACUCCGUCUUUGAUCGUUCAAAGGCUUCUCUCUUCAGGUUAUCAAUCCACAGAACAAGCUAUUUGGCGCUAGUCUUAAAGCACGUUUCAUCCCGAAAGACUGGAGCCAAUCCCUCGCCAUUGUCUACCGAAAUCAAGGACCAGGUGAGCUGUAG